CAAUUUUUUUAUUUUUUAUUUUUUUGGUUGAUGCCUGAAUUAACAUUGUCCCUGACUUAUUGGGCCUUUUUUUGAUUAAAAACAUUAGGCCCAACCAAUUCUCUUUUCCCCCAAAUCAACGAUGGUCCAAACUCCAAAUUACCAAAUCGUGAAAUCAAUCCCCAAUUUCUCAUUCCUAGAAGCCGAAAGCCUGCUGCAAACCCUUUUUUUCCUUUCCUAAUUCCAUUCUCAUUCAGCAUUUUCAUUCUGAAGCUGAGACCACGUCGCCAAUGACGUGUCUGUCGACUGUCAUUCCUCCCUUCUGAGGUUCCUGUUCUGGUGGUCAGUGGACCAGUGGUCUCAGAAAUCAGAAUAUUUGAGCUCAACUUACGACUAGCAGCCUCCGGCCUUCGCAAUGCCUGGUGAGUGCCGUGACUGUGAUAUGGAUCAAAAGAUGAUGAACUUUGGGAAUAUCACUCUGAGAGUGGCUCCUCAAGGAUCUAAUUUUCGAUUUAGAGGAAAUAAUUUAGAAAGACUACCAGAAAAGGAGCAUUGUCUACUGGAUAAUCUCUGGAUGAUACGUAACUCUAAACAAAAAUUAGACAGCAUUAAUGCCCUUACUAACCAUUUUAGACAGAUUCAUAAUCAAGUAGAAAGCAAAAAUUUUAGUUCCUUUGCAGUAAUUAAAGUUAGAAUUCUUGAAAUAUAUAAUUAUUGGCCAGAAGUACUACAACAAGUAGAAAGAUUUCUUGACCCCCUGUUCAAAGGAUUUUAUACGCUUGAAGAAGUUUUAAGUUUUUAUAGAGAAAUGAUAGGAUUUAAUUUUCAUAUCUCCGAAAGAAUUAGACAGGCCAUGCAAACCCCCUCUCAAGCUUCAUCAUCAUCUUCAUCAAUACAAUUUUGUGAAAAUUGUGAAACUAUGACCAAAGUUGUUAGAAAUUUAAAUCUUAGAAAGCAUUCUUUAGAAAAAAAACUACAACUCCUUGAAGAUCAAAUUUCUUCAUCUCAACAAAUUAUUAGUAAAUAUCAAAAUUAG
Messenger RNA from Olea europaea var. sylvestris, 1015 nucleotides. RefSeq lists its product as uncharacterized. Bases 395 to 1015 code for a protein of 206 amino acids. The transcript has 2 exons. NCBI's taxonomy places the organism in Eukaryota, Viridiplantae, Streptophyta, Magnoliopsida, Lamiales, Oleaceae. The record is from RefSeq and is a predicted model, not a curated record.